ACCAUGUACCGUGCGUAAAAACUUUACCCACAACGGUCGACUAUUCUGUAAGAAACGAUUAACAGCUUAAAACGGAGAAUUUUAUUGAACAAAUGGGCGGUAUAAUAUGAACACCAAACCCUUCAACUUCGCUUUUUCCAAGUUAAACGUCAAAAACGGGUAGAACAGCGUAGCUGCUGCAGUCUAACAUGAUGUGAUUUUCGCCCAGGUCCAUGGUCUGAAUUCUGUUCUUUACUUGGUUGUGUUUUCUUGAUGUACAUAUCUAUAGGCCUAGGUUCAGACAGUGACAGAUUGUGAACUACAGAAUAGUCCUUUCUUUGGACCAUAGAAAUAACACCUGAUAUGAGGUGAAUGAACGCUAAGUUUUUCAGUUGUUUAAUUUGCUUUUUGGUACAUUUGUUGUCUUCCGAUGUAUUGCUGGUGGGAAAUCAUUACAUAAAAGCAUUUCAAAUCCUAUGGACUUGAAUGAUGGGGAAGAGGCCCCGUCAGCUGGUUGUAAUUUCUGACUCCGAUGAAGAAGAUUACAAUCAUAAUGCACACUCUUCAAAAUCUACUGUGCAUGAUUCAAAAUUUGGAGUCCAUGGUGAACGCAAGAAGCUAAAGAAUGACAAGAGAUCUUCUCGAUGUACCAUUAGGUUACAAAAGGAAAAUCUUUUUCAAAAUGAGGAUUGGCCUGCUCUCCUUCCUGAGACAUUUUCUGAAGCCUCACCUCUUCAGCAGCAGCCCAUUGUCUCAAAAGACAGAAAUCAAAGACCACCAUCUGCUCAGAAAGCUGAAACAGUUUUAUGGGCUGACAAAUAUAAACCAAAAACACUGAUGGACCUUGCUGUCAAUAAGAAAAAGGUAGCUGAAAUAAAAGCUUGGAUAGAAGAGCAGCUGAACAGUUCAAUGGAACCUUCUGGACAUCAUGUUCUUUUGCUUACAGGACCAACAGGAGUUGGGAAAACUGCAACUGUUCAUUUGAUUAGGGAUCUUUUAAGGAUUGAAAUGCAUGAAUGGGAGACACCUGCCCCUACAUUGUGGAGAGAAUAUAUACAUCAUGUAAAUUCUGGAACAUCAUAUAUUUCAAAGUUCGAUGAGUUUGAAGCAUUUGUAAGUGCUAUCAAAAAAUUUCCAGUGUAUAUGGGCUCAUCAAAAGGAGCUGGCAGAUUUCAGAAUGCUAUGGUGAUUCUGAUAGAUGAUUUGCCAGUUCCAACUAGUAGGGAGGCUUGCCAACAACUCUGUCGAUGCCUUCGAAUUCUUGCACUGUCUGCCCAAUUCCCAACCAUUGUUUUAGUUACUGAUUUCCCUGAAGCUGGUGACAGAGAAGGACCUGGCCGAAUGAUUCUAGAAUUGGAGUUAGCUCUUGAGCAAGGUGGAGCUACAAAGAUUGCUUUCAAUCCACUUACAGCUAAAGCAAUCAUGAAGACACUCACAAAAAUAUGGAAAACUGAAUAUCUCUCUCCACCUCCAGAUUGGCUAAGAAACAUAUCUGAGAAUAGUGGAGGUGAUAUUAGACACGCAAUUAAUUCAUUGCAGUACCUCUGCCUUGGCCAGGUCUCUGGGACUUGGGAUCCAGGAGGCAUUGCAUUGGAACUGCCUGAAUCAAAAUCUAGAAGACAGUCACAGAAGAAAGUUGUUCAUUCGUAUCCAUCUUUAAGCUGUCUAGAAUUUACAGAUAAGGUCAAUUCAAGCAUGGGACGCGAUGGAAGUCUUUCUCUAUUUCAUGCUCUUGGGAAAUUUUUACACAACAAGAGAGAAACAGAUCAGAUUGCAGAUUCAGUGCAAGGUUCUGUUGUUAUGAAGGAGAAGUUUGUGAGAAAUCCAUUGAAGAUGGAUAUGCCAGAAGUUGUUCUCUCUCAGGCACAUGCAGAAGCUGGGAUGUUUUCUGCUUUCCUACAUGAAAAUGUAUUAGAUUUUAUAAGCGAGGAGGCAAUAGAUGAUGCUUGGAUGGCAUUAUCUUAUUUGAGUGACUCCGAUUGCCUUCUUGGUGCUAGUAAUUGUCGUUACCAAAGAAGAACUAAAGCACUACUAGAAUGGGAUGAAGUUAAUUCAGCAUUUGUUGUUGAAUCAAUAUCUGGAUCUGUCAUGACUCGUGGAGUUCUGUUUGGAAAUUCUCAUCCUGCACCUCCCAGAUGGCAAUCUAUCCGAGGCCCAGCACUUUGGCAGGUGGAGCGGUCCUCACACAAAAAGAGGAUUGAAAUGUUCUCAGAGAGAUUGGCUUCCAGUGGCCUUUUUAAGACUAGCAGUUUAUCCGUUUUGGCUACUGAAUAUAAACCAGUUAUGCAGAUGUUGGGACAGCCAGCUUUCCAUGUGCAGCUGGAAUCUUUAAGAGGCUAUAAUGAAGAAUGGGAUAAACAACAUUGGGAUUAUGAAGAAAUAGAAGCACCUGAAAUUGAUUCAGCUGAGUUAGAUAAUCUCAUUUCUGAUGGCAACAUUUUGUCAACAUUAGAUAUCAACGACAAUUUUACAAAUGUGAAUAGUAGGUUAAGUGAGAUUCCGGAGGAGAUGGAUGCAGAUGAGAUAGAGGAGUGGUAAUUUUCCUAUACAGGGAUGCUUUAUACGGCAGGAGUUGAGAAGGCUAUUUUCAAGACACUUGUAAAAUAUAAGCAAAGAAAGGGAAACGAAUCCACAAGUAGAUUUUGUAAAAAAUAUGACCAGGUAUUCAUUUUUUCUAGACUCAUAUUUUAAGGAAGAAAGCUUAUCUUCGUUUUAAUUCUAGAUACCCAAAUUGGUUUUGGUUGAAUCAAAACCUUAUAUGUAAAGCACCGUAAUUCGUAUGUAAUUUUCCUACGCAAGGAGCAUUUUGGUAUUAUUUCA
Cryptomeria japonica (Japanese cedar) is the source of this 2799-nucleotide messenger RNA. Its product is annotated as cell cycle checkpoint protein RAD17. The record is from RefSeq and is a predicted model, not a curated record. Gene Ontology annotation, molecular function: chromatin binding. The transcript is spliced from 14 exons. NCBI's taxonomy places the organism in Eukaryota, Viridiplantae, Streptophyta, Pinopsida, Cupressales, Cupressaceae. Gene Ontology annotation, biological process: DNA damage checkpoint signaling; DNA repair; mitotic DNA replication checkpoint signaling. The coding region runs from base 466 to 2517 and encodes 683 amino acids.